This is a messenger RNA of Huiozyma naganishii CBS 8797, 1239 nucleotides long. RefSeq names its product heat shock protein HSP42 (gene HSP42). The transcript has a single exon. Bases 1 to 1239 code for a protein of 412 amino acids. Lineage: Eukaryota; Fungi; Ascomycota; Saccharomycetes; Saccharomycetales; Saccharomycetaceae. The record is from RefSeq and is a predicted model, not a curated record.
AUGAGUUUCUACCAACCUUCACUAUCCCUUUACGACGUGCUAAAUGCACUAUCUGAUCAAUCACGUCAGAGAGACCCUCAACAGAGGGUGCAACAGGGCCGCACACAGGCUCAUCCUCACCGUCACGCGCACCCACGUGUGGUCCAUGGGUACGGUCCACAUACUCACGGUCAUGUAAGGGGGAGACCCCAAUUUGGUGGACCCCCAUCGCAGUUCGGCCCUGCUGGGUACUUUUACAGAAUGCCAGGUCAGGGGUACUACUACAACCCGGAGUACGGCUACUACGAAGAUGACGAUGAUGCUAGUGAUGCCGGAGUAACGAACGUUGCUGGGAUUGGUGGUGUUCAGGAUGAUGAGCAGGAUCAAGAUAUGAGAGAGAGUGAACGGCCAUCGUACUACCAUUUGCCCCGUCAAGCGGAAAGGAGAGGUUACGAACCGGCUGGUUCUGACUUCUUGGCUGAUCUUUUGAAUGCGUUUGCCGGUGCAGCUCCAGCGACUACCGGUGAGGAAGAAUCCUCUGGGGAACAACCUGCUGAGGAAGCUGCAGAGGAAGAGACUGAAAGGAGUGGUGCGGAAGCGACUGAAGGGAGUGGUGCGGAAGCGACUGACAAGCAAGGUGAAACGCAAGGUGACAAAGUUGCCUCUGAGGAGGAAGGGCCAUUCAAAAAAGGCACAGGUGGAGAGUACGAGAUAAAGAAACCAAUCAAAGAGGCGGUGAGACCAAACCUGCCAAAGAUUGGCAGGAAGAACUCCGGUUUUGCACACUUGCAAGCGCCCUCUCCUAGACCUGAUCCACUUCAGAUCUCCAAGCCAGAAACGAGACUGGACCUUCCCUUCAGUCCCGAGAUUAAUGUUUACGACCUGGAUGACAAGUACGUUGUGGUACUAGCUCUACCGGGUGCCAACUCCAAAUCUUUCAAGAUCGACUACCACCCAUCUUCGCACGAACUGUUAAUCAAGGGGAACAUCAUCGACAGGCUCGGAAUUGAGGAGAAAUUCUUGACGAUCACGGAAAUUAAGUAUGGUGCAUUUGAAAGGACCGUGAAGUUCCCAGUGCUGCCACGCAUCAAGGACGAAGAGAUCAAAGCGACUUACUCCAAUGGUUUGCUGCAGAUCAAGGUGCCAAAGAUUGCUGAUCCUCAGGACAAGCCACAACCAAAGAAAAGAAUCACCAUUGAGGACGUCCCAGACGAGGAGUUGGAGUUCGAAAAGAACCCAAACCCUGUACAGCCCAUAUAA